This is a messenger RNA of Linum trigynum, 300 nucleotides long. The record is from the annotation of a GenBank genome assembly. Lineage: Eukaryota; Viridiplantae; Streptophyta; Magnoliopsida; Malpighiales; Linaceae.
AUGGGAAAAGAGCAACCAGUUGAGGCACUCACUCUCUCCGGUCUCCUUGAUCUGGAAACGCUUAAGACACUCCCGAUCAAGGUAUGGGACAGCCUUGAGAAAAGGAUGUUCGAUGUGAGGCAUCUCUGUCAUGGGGGCUCUCUUCUGGCGACCCUGAGGUUGCUGCUCAACCUUGUAUUCUUGGGACUUAGAGUCCCCAUGGUGUUGUUCCUCCUGAACAAACCGAGGCUUUGUCUCCCUCCCAUUCCUCCCUCUGUUGUAUCUCGAAUGAACCUAUGCCAAUUAUGUCUAGCAUACUAG